This is a messenger RNA of Candida dubliniensis CD36, 3129 nucleotides long. Its product is annotated as ribosome biosynthesis protein. Gene Ontology annotation, molecular function: 18S rRNA cytidine N-acetyltransferase activity; tRNA binding; ATP binding. The record is from RefSeq and is a predicted model, not a curated record. Gene Ontology annotation, biological process: rRNA acetylation involved in maturation of SSU-rRNA. Gene Ontology annotation, cellular component: nucleolus; 90S preribosome. The transcript has a single exon. NCBI's taxonomy places the organism in Eukaryota, Fungi, Ascomycota, Pichiomycetes, Serinales, Debaryomycetaceae. Bases 1 to 3129 code for a protein of 1042 amino acids.
AUGGGUAAAAAAGCAAUUGAUGCACGUAUUCCUGCUUUGAUACGUAAUGGCGUUCAAGAAAAGCAAAGAUCAUUUUUUAUCAUUGUGGGUGAUAAAGCUCGUAAUCAACUACCAAACUUGCAUUAUUUGAUGAUGAGUGCUGACUUGAAAAUGAAUAAAUCUGUGUUAUGGGCAUACAAGAAGAAAUUAUUAGGUUUUACGUCCCACAGACAGAAGCGUGAAGCAAAAAUCAAGAAAGACAUAAAACGUGGAAUUAGAGAAGUCAACGAACAAGAUCCCUUUGAAGCAUUUAUAUCUAAUCAGCAUAUCAGAUAUGUUUAUUACAAAGAAACUGAAAAGAUUUUGGGGAACACUUAUGGGAUGUGUAUCUUACAAGAUUUUGAAGCCAUCACCCCCAACUUAUUAGCCAGAACAAUCGAGACCGUAGAAGGUGGUGGAUUAGUGGUCAUCUUGCUCAAGAAUAUGACUUCGCUAAAACAGUUGUAUACCAUGUCUAUGGAUAUACAUUCAAGAUACAGAACUGAGGCACAUGACGAUGUUGUUGCAAGAUUCAAUGAAAGAUUUUUACUUUCUUUGGGCUCUUGUGAAAAUUGCUUAGUAGUUGAUGAUGAAUUGAAUGUUUUGCCUAUCUCAGGGGGAAAACAUGUAAAACCCUUGCCACCUAAAGAUGACGAUGAAUUGACGCCUAACGCCAAGGAAUUAAAGGAAUUGAAAGAGAGUCUUGCUGAUGUACAACCUGCUGGGUCAUUGGUGGCCUUGUCAAAAACUAUAAAUCAAGCUCAAGCAAUAUUGACUUUUAUUGAUGUUAUCUCAGAAAAAACAUUAAGAAAUACAGUCACAUUGACUGCAGGAAGAGGUCGUGGUAAAUCUGCUGCUUUAGGUAUUGCUAUUGCUGCAGCCAUAUCCCAUGGAUACUCCAACAUCUUUGUUACUUCUCCUUCACCUGAGAACUUGAAGACGUUGUUUGAAUUCAUUUUUAAAGGUUUUGAUGUCUUGGGAUAUACCGAACAUAUGGAUUAUGACAUUAUUCAGUCUACCAACCCAUCUUUUAACAAAGCUAUUGUUAGAGUUGAUGUCAAAAGAGAGCACAGACAAACAAUUCAGUACAUUUCACCAAAUGAUAAUCACGUUUUAGGACAAGCAGAAUUAUUGAUUAUUGAUGAAGCAGCAGCCAUACCACUUCCAAUUGUGAAAAAAUUGAUGGGUCCAUAUUUGAUUUUCAUGGCUUCUACCAUUAAUGGUUAUGAAGGUACUGGAAGAUCAUUAUCUUUAAAAUUAAUUCAGCAAUUGAGAACUCAAUCCAAUAAUGCAACACCUUCUGAAACUACUGUGGUAUCCAGAGAUAAAAAAUCAAGUGAAAUCACUGGAGCUUUGACUAGAACCUUGAAGGAAGUUGUAUUGGACGAGCCUAUAAGAUAUGCACCAGGCGACCCUGUUGAAAAAUGGUUAAACAAAUUACUUUGUCUUGAUGUUUCUUUAUCCAAAAAUUCCAAGUUUGCAACAAAGGGUACUCCACAUCCAUCCCAAUGCCAAUUAUUUUAUGUCAACAGAGACACUUUGUUUUCUUACCAUCCGGUCUCAGAAGCAUUCUUACAAAAGAUGAUGGCAUUGUAUGUUGCCUCUCAUUACAAGAACUCACCUAAUGAUUUACAAUUGAUGAGUGAUGCUCCAGCACAUCAACUAUUUGUAUUAUUACCCCCAAUAGAGGCAGGCGAUAAUAGAGUACCUGAUCCAUUGUGUGUUAUUCAGUUAGCAUUGGAGGGUGAAAUAUCCAAAGAAAGUGUUAGAAAGUCUUUGUCUCGUGGCCAGAGAGCCGGAGGAGAUUUGAUACCUUGGUUGAUUUCGCAACAAUUUCAAGACGAAGAAUUUGCCUCGUUAUCAGGAGCAAGGGUUGUUAGAAUUGCCACCAACCCCGAGUACUCUGGGAUGGGUUAUGGGUCCAGAGCAAUAGAAUUAUUGAAGGACUAUUACUCCGGUAAGUUUACUGAUAUCAGUGAAUCCACUGAGUUAAAUGACCACACAAUCACAAGAGUCACUGAUAGCGAGUUGGCCAACGCAUCAUUAAAGGAUGAAAUCAAAUUGAGAGACGUUAAAACAUUACCUCCGUUACUUUUAAAAUUAUCAGAAAAAGCCCCUUACUACUUGCACUACUUGGGUGUCUCGUACGGUUUCACAUCUCAAUUGCACAAAUUCUGGAAGAAGUCAGGGUUUACUCCUGUUUAUUUAAGGCAAACUCCUAAUGAGUUGACUGGAGAACACACUUCUGUUGUUUUAAGUGUAUUACCAGGAAGAGAAGAUAAAUGGUUACACGAAUUCUCCAAAGAUUUCCACAAAAGAUUUUUGAGCUUGUUAUCGUAUGAAUUCAAAAAAUUCCAGGCGUCUCAGGCUUUAAGCAUUAUUGAAGCUGCAGAACUAGGUGAAGGUGAUAAAACUACCAGUCAAACAUUAACCAAAGGGCAAUUAGAUCUGUUGUUAUCUCCUUUUGAUUUAAAGAGAUUGGAUUCCUAUGCCAACAAUUUAUUGGAUUAUCAUGUAAUUGUUGAUAUGUUACCACUAAUCUCCCAAUUAUUUUUUUCGAAAAAAACUGGGAAAGAUAUUAGUUUAUCAUCUGUUCAAUCUGCCAUUUUAUUGGCUAUUGGAUUACAACAUAAGGAUAUGGAUCAGAUAGCAAAAGAGUUAAACUUACCAACGAACCAGGCCAUGGCAAUGUUUGCUAAAAUAAUCCGUAAGUUUUCAACCUAUUUCAGAAAAGUUCUCACUAAAGCAAUUGAAGAAAGUAUGCCGAAUUUGGAAGACGAGAAUGUCGAUGCAAUGAAUGGAAAGGAAACUGAACAAAUUGAUUAUAAAGCGAUCGAGCAGAAAUUGCAAGAUGAUUUGGAAGAGGCUGGUGAUGAGGCAAUAAAAGAAAUGAGAGAAAAACAACGUGAGUUGAUUAAUGCGCUCAACUUAGAUAAAUAUGCUAUUGCAGAAGAUGCUGAGUGGGACGAGAAAUCGAUGGAUAAAGCUACUAAAGGAAAAGCAAAUGUUGUUAGUGUUAAGAGUGGGAAAAGGAAAUCCAAAGAAAAUGCUAAUGAUAUCUAUGAGAAGGAAAUGAAAGCUGUAAAGAAAUCAAGGAAAUCUAAAAAAUAA